AUGAAUUUAAACAAUGAAAAUGAAUAUUUGUCCGCCGACAGAGAAGACUUUGUGCAGCGUGCAAAUAUACGUAAAUGUUAUGGACUUGAGAUGGAUACUAAAAUGCAAGAAGAGAGUACAGUAAAAAGCAUGUCUUGUUUAAAUUAUUAUCUUUUGAUAAUUGCAAAUCCAACAAAAGAAAAUGUUCAAGUAAUACAAAUACGGCUGCCAACACUUAAACUCGAAGUAACGAAAAUAGUCAUUAUGCAGCACUCUCUGUGUUGUUUGUGCUUUACUGAAGCAGCAAUUUUACCUUUGACAUUAUUCAAAGGCAAUUCUAAAAGUGUGAAUAAUAUCGUCAAACCAGUUGAUAAUUUCGGUUAUAUAGAGUAUAAACCAAAUGGUACUUUAAUCCUGCGAAGUACUAUGGAAAAUGGCACAAAUCUACAAAAUUUAUUACUCUUCAAGACUAUAUUGAACACAAUAAAACUAACGCCAUUUCUUGCCGGAAAUACGGAAAGUAAACCCAGUGCUUUAAAUCCUUUUGAAAAAUUUGAUAUAAAGAUUUAUGGUGAAGGAGUUGAACAUAGAUUUCCGCCUUUUCUAGAACGUAUUAUACAACGUAUACAAUCCUAUUUUUCUGUUUAUAAGUACGUUGAUACAAGUCGUCCAAUACGUCACGAACAAAUACAAGCAAAUACGGAUAACUCUAAUGAGAUCACGACUACAGAUGAGAGUAAUGACAUUAGUAGUAAUUUGGAAACAACUACUUAUGGUGAUAUUGCAAAUACAGAUGCAACGGAUGAGUAUACGGAGUUCAUAUCUAUUGGAGAAAAUGAUGGUUAUAUAACUGUUGGCGAAGACUGA
Teleopsis dalmanni is the source of this 846-nucleotide messenger RNA. RefSeq lists its product as uncharacterized. The transcript has 2 exons. The record is from RefSeq and is a predicted model, not a curated record. The coding region runs from base 1 to 846 and encodes 281 amino acids. NCBI's taxonomy places the organism in Eukaryota, Metazoa, Arthropoda, Insecta, Diptera, Diopsidae.